Molecule: messenger RNA, 1107 nt
Organism: Cantharellus anzutake
Lineage: Eukaryota; Fungi; Basidiomycota; Agaricomycetes; Cantharellales; Hydnaceae
Exons: 4
Coding region: 113-1018 (301 amino acids)
Source: RefSeq, a predicted model, not a curated record
UCAAUCUCCUUCCCUAUACAGGCAUUCUCAUAUACAUCCCAUACGCGCGGGGAUUGGACUGGCUUCUGUUCACUCUCCUACGUAGCCUCAGGCCCUAUCGACAACUAGUGCAAUGUUUGGGAAAGCCGGUGCCUCCCUUCAACGCCCCAGUGCUCCUGGAACGUCUUCCAGUCUUUCGAAAUCCCCACUCCCGCUUGUCCCCCUAUCCAGCGCUCCGCAGGCCCACACCACUAGCCCCCAAAUACCCCCACAUCCCGACAACAUCCACCAUGGUCAACAUGAAGAGCCAACGGGACCGUUGACCGCUCAGAAUGUACCCCCUGGUGACCGUGGCGGUCUAAACAAAUGGGCAUCUUUCUUAAAACGUGUAUUUGGGUGGAUCCGCAGAAAGCUAAGCCUUGGUCGCAGUAGGCUCAGCGCCCAAGAUCCGACCGAACCAGCCAGGCCAACCACGCCUCCCCAACUGCCACCCGGCAAUGCAGUACCACCCGAAUCCUCCGUCACCUCGGGAGGAAAUAUUGAUAAUCCUCGUGAACCACCCACAACGCACACCAAUCGCGAGAACGGCCUGAGCAUCGACGCACAAUUGGAGCUCGAGGGCAUCAAUGUACCUCGCUCAUCAGGACCCACGGUCACGUCAUCGGACAGUCCAGACAGUAAUCGAAAGGAAGUAACCAUCGGCGCUACUAGAUUCAUUCUCCAAAAUGCAGCCUCCGCGCUUAAGUUUGCUCCGAUUCCGAAUCUUGAUGCAAUCCCAGACUUGCUUUUGAAGUGGCUCGACGUCUACGAGACCGUCGGUGGAAACGACGAAAGUCUUAAAGGAUUGGGCGAUGAUAUCUUAAAGGCCUACGACACCGUUUUGGAGCCACUCGCGCUGUCGACCGACCCUAUACCCGAUGAAGUAGUUGUUUUAAUUAGGCGGUUCCACUCAACAAAAACAAGGGAUCGACGCCCUCAACAAUCAAGGUUCUGUGAAGAGGACGAUCUUAGCACCCGAAAUCAGCACGAGGAUAAGUGAUGUGAAGGCGUGCAUAAAUGAUGCUGUUAACAACUUCUCGACCCAGACAGGUACUUUAACGCUGCUUCUUACAAUCAAAGCAUCGGUGC